Messenger RNA from Dinoponera quadriceps, 942 nucleotides. RefSeq lists its product as uncharacterized. The transcript has 5 exons. Lineage: Eukaryota; Metazoa; Arthropoda; Insecta; Hymenoptera; Formicidae. The record is from RefSeq and is a predicted model, not a curated record. The coding region runs from base 1 to 942 and encodes 313 amino acids.
AUGUUCUGCCUGAACGCACUGUAUUGGCAGAUAACGACCUUGUUCUCGGUGCCUCAGGAGCUACUGCUUCUGCGACAUAAGGUCUUCCGCGAGUACGCUAGGAUCGCGGUCGGGCCGGAUUUCAUCCAUACGUUGCCCUCCAUCGUGAUCCUGACGGCAGCGAUAGUCGUCCUGUGGAAGCAUCCGCCGGCCAGUAAGCGGCUCUCGCACCUUUUAGGCGCGACUUCCGUGUACAGAGGUUUGCAGGUAUCGGUCAGCUGGCUCACGAUUAAUGUGCUUUUAUGGCUGUGGCUGAUCCUUCAGAGGAUACUCUACUGCAGCGUCUGGCAUUAUUGGAGUUACGAAUCUGAGCAUCGAGAGAUUCUACAUCGCGCCUGGUGGCAACGCCUCUGGUCCUCGUAUUACCCGGCUCAUGUGCAACCAUCGGUGGUGUCGACCGAAUUUAUCAGCUGGAUCAUCGCAAUGUCGAUGACGCUGACCGCACUAGGAUUUGCGGUUUAUAUGGAUCGCGUGGGAACUUUCAUAAAAAAUGUCCUGACCAAAGUGGGAAAUGCACUCGUGAUGAUAGCUUGUUACGUGAAAUUGCCAUGGGAAGAGUUCGAAACGGAAGAGGCAAUGAUAAUGGAGGAGAAUAUGGCAAUGGAGGGCAGCGAGAUCGGCUCGAUUUCCGACGAUACCCCCUCGGAGAUGUCGGUCGACAUGAAUUGUCCGGCGUCAGCGGAUGUGCGUCCGAUCUCCUACAGGACUAACUGGAUACCACAGGCGAAUUUCGCCACGUUCAAAGAAGCCCACCGAAAGAUAUCGAUGAAGUCCUUUCACACGGUGGCAGGUGUAAACGACAUUCAGGAUUCCGAUAAGAUCGCCGCGAAGCAAGCGCGACAUCGGCGCGGCUGUCACACCAUAAUACCCAGCAAUUCCAGCGAACAGUCGAGUGAACACUGA